UUCACAACAACAACAACAUCGUCGUACUCUAGUCAAUGCUUUCUCUCUCUAUCUCUCGUUUUACUCUUCGCGACAAAAUCCACUCCACGUCCGCUUCCGCUUCCGCUUCCCUUCGAGCCUCUUAAGCGGAGGAUCUCGAGCGUAUGUAAUCCAUUCCCAAAACCCACGAAGCGAUUCUCGAGCUGAGCUCUCGACUCCACGAGAAGCUCGAAGGUGGCUUCGUUGUUGGCGGUGGCAAGCACCUGCCGCGAGCCAAAGCAAGUGCCUUUCCUUCCUUCCUUCCUUCCUUUCUUUUUUCUGGGUGCCGUUGAACGGUUAAACGGGACGCGUUGGGAUUGCACUUCGAUCGAGCGAGUCGGUGAGUCGAGUUACCGCGUGGGACUGAGUGAAUGAGCGGGAUGGGUUCCGAGCAGAUUAGAAUUCCUCAGCCGCAGCAGCAAGAACGGAGAUGGGGAGGAUGCCUUGGUGCUUUUCCUUGUUUUGGUUCUCAGAAAGGUGGAAAGCGUAUAGUUCCUGCAUCUCGUAUUCCAGAGGGAAAUGCUGCAGCAAACCAGCCAAACAGACCUCAAGCCAUUGGGUUGGCUAACCCAGGGACAGCACUAGUUCCCUCUCUUCUUGCACCUCCUUCUUCACCAGCAUCCUUUACAAACUCUGCUCUCCCUUCAACGGCUCAAUCACCUAGUUGUUUCCUAUCUUUAUCAGCCAACUCACCCGGUGGCCCUUCAUCCACAAUGUAUGCCACGGGGCCCUAUGCUCAUGAAACACAACUUGUUUCUCCUCCAGUUUUCUCAACCUUCACAACUGAGCCAUCAACUGCCCCUCUCACUCCUCCACCAGAGUUGGCCCAUUUAACUACACCGUCCUCACCGGAUGUUCCUUAUGCACAGUUCCUUUCAUCUUCAAGGGGCCUCAAGGGUGCCGAUAGGAGCAGUUACCUUGCCGGGAAUGAUCUUCAGGCGAAUUAUCCACUUUACCCUGGAAGCCCUUCCAGUAGUCUGCGAUCACCUGUUUCGAGGAUAUCCAGUGGUGGGUUAUCAUCGUCUUUUCCAGAAAGGGAGUUCCAUUCGCAAUGGGAUCCAUCGGCUUCUCCUCAAAGUGGGAAGUAUCAUGGAAGUGGUACUGACCGGUUAUAUGGGCAAGACAAUGCAAGCUCCUCUGCAGCCGCUCACGAUACUAAUUUCUUCUGCCCGGCUACAUUUGCUGAAUUUUAUCUUGAUCAUAAUCCUCCAUUCCCUCAAACUGGUGGCAGAUUAAGUGUUUCUAAGGAUUCAGAUGUUGCUUAUAAUGGUAGCAGUGGAUACCAGAAUCGGCAAAACAAUAGAAGUCCCAUGCAGGAUGCCGACGAAAUAGAAGCUUAUAGAGCAUCCUUUGGGUUCAGUGCAGAUGAAAUAAUUGUCACUAACCAUUAUGUGGAGAUCUCUGAUCCGAUGGACGAUUCCUUCAGCAUGACUCCUUUGCCUCCAAUAACUCUUCUACUGGGGAGACCCUACAGCCUGUUUUUGGAGGUGAAGAACAAAAAGCAGAGAAAACGCACAUAACGUUGCUAACAUCAAGAAGUCUUGGAGUUGAACCAGAUCCCCUUACCAGACAUGCACGCUUUGAAGUGUCAUCGUCUUGCAAUAAUCAUAGAGAACGGAAACCGUGGAGGCCAAGUUCAGAUGCACCUGGAUUGAGUACUCCCAUUAACCACACAGAUGAUGAGAAUAUUCUUUGGAGGAUGCGAUCAUCCAGAAGUUGUCGAAAGUACCAUUCAGGUUUGUCCAGCUCGGAUGCUGAGAUUGAGUAUAGGAGAGGAAGAAGCUUAAGAGAAGGAAGAAGAGAUUUUGCAUGGCGUCGUUGAUGACUGAGCUUGAAGAUAUUUGCUGCCCAUGGUUAACUAGUUUCAAGAUUUUAGGCCUCUUUUGUUACUUGAUACUCUUUGGGAUUAUUUUCAUAUUGGUAGGUGGAAUGCUCCGACCUCUCUGUCCCUUGUGCUUGAUCAUAUUUCUGUGCUCGCGCUCUGUAUGAUUCGCUAGUUUAUCUUCUGUACAAGUUACAUAGGGAUGCAUCGGAUGAUACAUAUUUGUCAAGUUGUGUUGUAAGGUGCACAAAAGCAUUUAAUUUGCAUCUCUUGGCUCAAAUCUUAGUGAUAGUCUGGCUGAGAGCAAAGAUCAUCUGCUCGAAUAACCAUUUCUUUCUUUA
Molecule: messenger RNA, 2181 nt
Organism: Eucalyptus grandis
Lineage: Eukaryota; Viridiplantae; Streptophyta; Magnoliopsida; Myrtales; Myrtaceae
Exons: 3
Coding region: 390-1538 (382 amino acids)
Source: RefSeq, a predicted model, not a curated record